GAAAAUCUAGCAGAAAUAGUCAACCAUCCGGGUACCUCUGGGAUUCAUUUCAACAUACUCUGAUUUGGGACACACUCAUUCUACUCUCGGAUACUAAUGAGGAUGGAUAGUAGGCGAAUUGAGACGCACAUAAUCUUGUUUAUUGAGUAACAACUGCAGCUUUAUCACACGACUUUGACCUCAUUGUUUUACAGUUUUAAUGUCGUCUCAGUGUAACCUCUGUGUCCUCCAGUGUAAGAGCUGAAACAGAUUUCCAGCUGUAAAACAUUUGAUUUGAAAUCAGCCUAAAAUGUUUAAUGGUAAUCUUGAAAAGUGUGAGUGUGAGGCUUCUUUCAGUUGGUUGCUUUACACACGCUUGUAAGUUGCUUGACAACUUACACUCAAGCUGGCAACAUGCCAGAAAAACUUGUCUCACUGGUCUGAAAGAUCAUGAAAAUAACACGCAGGACGCUACAGUGCAGAGUUCACGAUAAUAAAAAGUAAUGUGCUCAUGUGGUUUAUGGGCUUGAGCUUGUGGUUGGGUGAUACAAAGAUGUUAUGCUGUUGACUAUUUGUAGCACGCCAUCGUCUUCCUGUAGCUGUGGAGAUGUUGGGUCAUGAAAUCUACCUGCACUUCUGGAGCACUCGUUCAUGGCUGUCAGUAACAAAACUGCAAAGAGUACACAAGAUUUUAAGCUCCCAAAUGUUAAUUAGUCAAUACACAAGCCUGAGAGAAGUCCACAUUACGCAUGCUGAGGCCUUUAUGUCAUCUUCUGUAGAUCUGUAGUUGGAGUAGGCAAACUUCUGUGGGUCUGCUGUAAAGUUUUUCCUUACAAUAACCUAUUAACUUAAGUUUAAUUUGUUUAUAGCAACAGUGAAAAACACGUCACGAAUCCUGCUUACAGCUACAAGCUCUGAUUGUGUCUCCUCAGGUUUCAUUAAAAGCUUACAUCUAUGGUCAUGGUCUUACAUCAUGAGUGACAUCAAUACAAUACAAUACAAUACAAUACAAUACAAUACAAUACAAUCCAGAACAAUACAUUCCAGAACAAUACAAUACAAUACAACACACCAGCUUCUAGCACAGAGUAAUAACAAUCCGUCCCUUAAAAAUACACAUAAUCACAUAUAUAAUAACCAAGUGUGUGUACACAAACAGAUUCUUCUAAACGUUUCUCUGACUUCCUGGUGAGAGGGAUCAGUGUAUCACAAACAUUAUGACUUUGUUUAUGUGUGUUUUAGUGUGUGAAAUGUUCUUAAUGAACAGAUUGUCACUGGUCAGAGUAAUUGGCCACUUUAGAUGAUGUGCCACUUACACAAACUGCGUUUCCAGGUCUGAGGAAUGUUGAUGGCAUGGCAGAGCUUUGAUUUGUGCGUCAGGGAGGUUGUAACCAAUGGCAGCUGGUUCUCGCAGGGUGUGAUGGUGGGUCUGGUGUGAAACAAAACAUAUUUAAGGAAAAGUCGGGUGGAUGGAUAAGAGACCCACGGAAUUCUGCUAGAAGAUGAAAUUCCAGCCGUCCCACAUCUGCUCGUCUCUGCUCAUGUCAUUGCUGUUGCUCUGCCCUGAAGGGGGCCUGACCUUCCCGCUGCAUCCCAUCAUCCCUGAUUACAAAGCUGCACUGAUCGAGGCCUGGAUGGAGCCGAUGGAGAAGAUGGAGAUGAUGGAGAUGGGCCGGAGAGCUCUGGGGCCCUUGGUGAAACACCCGAUGGAGACGGUGUACUACAAGAGAGGAGAAGAGGAGGAGGACAUGGAAGAAGGAGGUAUACAACGAAACGAAGUGCUGUCAUCCAUCGCCGGGGGUCUGCAAGCUUUUAACAGACAGAAGGGAGGCUUCGGAUUCCGCUUUGGGAGGAAGUGAAGGAAAUGAUGUAGAAGGAAAGAAAAGAGGGAUGUAUAGGGAUUAGUAUGUGUGUAUAUUUAUACAUAUCUAUACAGUAUAUUUAUAGAGCUGUGUCUGUGUGUGUGUGUGUUUGUGUGUGUGUGAGACACAUAUGAUCAUAGUAAAUGCUCAGUUAACAUGAUGUUUUAUUUUAUUGUACAUAGCAGUUUCUGGAUGUGUUGUAAAGCAUUCGUGAAUCCUGGACUAAAUGAACC
Pangasianodon hypophthalmus (striped catfish) is the source of this 2074-nucleotide messenger RNA. RefSeq names its product pyroglutamylated RFamide peptide (gene qrfp). The coding region runs from base 1482 to 1838 and encodes 118 amino acids. NCBI's taxonomy places the organism in Eukaryota, Metazoa, Chordata, Actinopteri, Siluriformes, Pangasiidae. The transcript is spliced from 2 exons. Gene Ontology annotation, molecular function: orexigenic neuropeptide QRFP receptor binding. The record is from RefSeq and is a predicted model, not a curated record.